AUGGCCUCUCCCGCCAGAAAAUCACCUCCCUCCAUAGCAACGACACCCCCAACCGCCGUCCUCCUCCUCUACCCCAUCACAUUACUAGUGGGAUCACUAUUCUCAAUCAUCUCGCCAACAGCGCAAGGCUCCCGAGAUCGCCCACACGAGCACGUCGACGCCCUCGCCGCAAGCACACCCAAUCCCGUCAACUACUUCGCCCGCAAAAACAACAUUUUCAACCUCUACUUUGUCAAAAUCGGCUGGCUAUGGACGACGCUCGCGUUUGCGUCGCUGCUUGUCUCGCAGAAGGCGUACACGGCCCCGAGUAGCCAGCGCUCGCGCAGAGUCGCGCAGACGGCGCUGCGGUACUCGCUCGCGACGGCAGUGUGGUAUCUCACGACGCAGUGGUUUUUUGGGCCGCCGAUAAUCGACCGCGGGUUUGUGGUUACGGGGGGGAAAUGCGAGAGGGCGGUGCAGAAGGUUUUGGCGCCGGAUACGCCGGUUUCGAGUCUUGAGACGCUGUUUACGGCUAGUGCUUGUAAGGCUGCAGGGGGUGUUUGGGCUGGUGGGCAUGAUGUGAGUGGGCAUGUGUUUAUGUUGGUUUUGGCGACGGCGAUGUUGGGGUUUGAGGUUUGGGGGGUUGUCAUGAAUGGUGCUGAGGCUAUUGAGAAUGGGGGUAAGGAGAAGAAGGAUGGUGAGGGUGAGGACGAGGGUGAGCAGGGGGUUUUGAGUGUUUGGUCAUUGCGGUUUGCUGGGGGUGUUGCUGGUUUGGGAUGGUGGAUGCUUUUUAUGACUUCGAUUUGGUUCCAUACGUGGUUGGAGAAGUGGACUGGUCUGUCUAUCGCAUUGGGCACUUUGUAUAUCAUAUAUAUCCUUCCGAGGACUGUUGCCCCAUGGAGAGAUAUCGUGGGAACCCCGGGAGUAUAA
Aspergillus wentii DTO 134E9 is the source of this 909-nucleotide messenger RNA. RefSeq names its product putative inositol phospholipid biosynthesis protein Scs3. Gene Ontology annotation, biological process: phospholipid biosynthetic process; lipid storage; lipid droplet organization. Lineage: Eukaryota; Fungi; Ascomycota; Eurotiomycetes; Eurotiales; Aspergillaceae. The coding region runs from base 1 to 909 and encodes 302 amino acids. The record is from RefSeq and is a predicted model, not a curated record. The transcript is spliced from 2 exons. Gene Ontology annotation, cellular component: endoplasmic reticulum membrane.